UCGACACAGACACAGCAGUCAGAGCUGACUCACUAUCUGCUCGCACCUGCCUCCAGUUCACUCAUACUAACUGUGAGAGAAGAAAGAAACAGGAGAACAACUACAGAGAUUUAAAGACUGAAAGAAACAGGGGAGACAAAACGAGUUCGACAUCGUCUCCAGUACGCAGAUCCACAAAGAGCAGCAGUAAAGAGAUGGGGUGUAAGUUACCCAAGCCCCGUGGUUCAGACGAAGCUCCAGGGAAGAUCUUCUCCACCCUCAGACGAGCCCAGGUGGAAACGCAAUGUGGAGUGGCCUACACAUAUCAUUACCUGGACUUUCUGCUAGGAAAGGAAGAGGUGGCAGUAUCUUCACUGUUGUGUUUGUCUUCGGUGAGAGAGCUUCCAGUACAGGUGUGUGAGUUAUAUCAGAAGGGAUUCAUACUGGCUGCUGUCCAUCCAAUCGUUCAUUCUAGCGGCCCUGCUAGCGCUAACCUUCAGAAACAGUUACACCGAGCUGUGCUCAUUAGAGAAACACACAGCGGUUCCGACGGCAGUUUGCUUAACUGGAUGGGUCCACAUCUUGUGACUGACGUCUGUUACUUAGGUCACCAGGAACCCGACCCAGAGGUUAUACAGGGCUAUGUGAAAAAGGUGCAGGAUCUGGCUGAUCAGGGUGAUCUAUUUGUGGGAUUUUUGCCGCAGCCGGGUGGGAAUCCGUAUUUCCUCAGUCACUGGGAAUCAGAUGAGUUUUCAUCCUUGCAUUCCAGCCCUUGUUCUGUGCAUCGCAGCAGCAGACCUUUAACCAUCAUCCCGAGUGAGCAAAGCCAACAAGAGGACCAUACAAAUGAGUAUCAUCGAAACCAGAAUCUUAUGUUUGAACUAGAUUUUCCAGAAAACCAAGACUUUAUUAACCAGAACCUGCGAAUGCAAGACACUACGAGCAGUCAGUGUUGGAACAAUCAGAAUCCGUUCAUUCAUCAGUGUUCAGAUUGUCAAUAUCUGAACGAUGAACGUGAUGAGGAUGUAAAGAAUAAUUUGCAAUCGUAUGAGCCUACAGUAAGUUCUUGUGCACCAGAGACACAUCAGGCCCGGAGUACUAAAAUAGAGUCUGGGUUGCCUAGAUGUGAUUUGGCAGAAAACCAGCAAACAGACAACAGACAGCAGGUCAGAAGUCAAGAAAAACACAACAAGCGCAUUGGAACCGCUCACAUGUUAAAUCGGGUGCAAGUCUUUGCCCUGUACAACCAUACAACGACUCUGUCAGGAUCGCCCAAAUUCUUUUCUGUGAGGAUUCCACUGCAGGUGCAACGGGAGGCGGGGCUUGUUAACUCGGUUGACUCCCACUGGCUUGAUCACAUGACCCAGCAUUUUAAAAGUGGCGCCCAGCUCAUCGAUGGCUACUUUCACCUGGGAGCUGAUGCAGCAUCCUCUUUCACUGUGGAGAGUGUUUUUAUCUUCCAAAGUGCCCCUAGUGAUGUCACAUCAGCCACAGCAUACGAUGCCAUUGUAGUCGAGCAAUGGACUGUUAUUGAUGGUGUUGCUGUGAAGACAGACUACAUUCCUCUGCUUCAGUCUCUGGCUCCGUACGGAUGGAGACUGAUGUGUGUGCUUCCCACUCCUGUUGUCAAAACCAAAAGUGAUGGAAGCCUGGCCACAAAACAGAUCCUCUUUCUCCAGAGACCCACACUUCCUCGCAAGAGGAGAGAGCUGACGAAACUGUCUCUCAGAGGUCGAAACAAAAGAAACUUAAAUAGCAAGACGACUCCAGAGAGAGAGAUAACUCCACUGGCAACGAUCGAGAGAGAAAUGGAAAGGAUCGAUAGAGAAAGAAGAGGACAUGAGAUGAUCGAAAAGGAAAAUUUGCCUAAUAGCCCAGAGAGAGAUCGACCAGCAAAGACAGAGGGGUACCACACACAGGUGGUCAACAUCACAUGUGCAAAUAAGGAUAACAUUAAAAUGACAAAUCCCACCAAUCAGGAUUUAAAGAGUGUGAUAACAUGUGGGAAACUCGAGGACAUAAGACCUGUAGGAACAGAAAGAGCGUUAUUCUCUGGAGUGUGCUGA
Messenger RNA from Paramisgurnus dabryanus, 2045 nucleotides. It is a transcript of the gene rftn1a, whose product is annotated as raftlin, lipid raft linker 1a. The record is from RefSeq and is a predicted model, not a curated record. Lineage: Eukaryota; Metazoa; Chordata; Actinopteri; Cypriniformes; Cobitidae.